UGGGCCGCGAGGACUUCGCGCGCUUCUCGCUCUACGUCACCGUGUGCGUAGGGGCUGAGCUUUCAAAAUGCAGCGGGAAUUAGUGAGUUUCCCGCUGUCUCCCGCGGUGCGCGUGAAGCUGGUGGCUGCAGGGUUCCAGACUGCCGAGGACAUCCUGGAGGUGAAGCCCUCUGAGCUCAGCAAAGAAGUUGGGAUAUCUAAAGAGGAAGCUUUAGAAACUCUACAGAUCGUAAGAAGAGAAUGUCGCACAGAAAACCCAAGAUGUGCUGGUACUUCUGUGGCAGUCAGGAAGUGCACAGCCCUGGAACUUCUAGAACAGGAACACACCCAGGGCUUCAUAAUCACCUUCUGUUCAGCACUAGAUAACAUUCUCGGGGGUGGAAUACCCCUAACGAAAACGACAGAAGUUUGUGGUGUGCCAGGUGUUGGGAAAACACAAUUAUGUAUGCAAUUGGCAGUGGAUGUGCAGAUUCCAGAAUGCUUUGGAGGAGUGGCUGGUGAAGCAGUAUUUAUUGACACAGAGGGAAGUUUUAUGGUUGAUAGAGUGGCAACCCUUGCAACUGCCUGCAUUCAGCACCUGCGUCUUACAGCAGGAGCACACAUGGACGAAGAACAUCAGAAAGCCUUGGAGGAUUUCACUCUUGAAAAUAUUCUUUCCCAUAUUUAUUAUUUCCGUUGUCAUGAUUACACUGAGCUGCUGGCACAAGUCUAUCUCCUUCCAGAUUUCCUUUCAGAUCAUUCAAAGGUGCAGUUAGUGAUAAUAGAUGGCAUUGCUUUUCCUUUCCGUCAUGACUUGGAGGAUCUGUCCCUUCGUACUCGGUUACUGAAUGGCCUAGCCCAACAAAUGAUCAGCCUCGCAAAUAAUCACAGAUUAGCUGUUAUUUUAACAAAUCAGAUGACAACAAAGAUUGAUAAAAGUCAAGCAUUACUUGUUCCUGCAUUAGGGGAAAGCUGGGGGCAUGCUGCUACGAUAAGGCUUAUUUUUCAUUGGGAACAAAAGCAAAGAUUUGCAACAUUGUACAAGUCACCAAGCCAGAAGGAGUCCACAGUACCAUUUCAGAUCACACCUCAGGGAUUUAGAGAUGCUGUCAUCACUGCUCCUUCGUCACAGGCAGGAGGGUCUUUGAAUUUCCGGAAACGGUCACGAGAACGAGAGGAAGAGUGCUGACCCAAAACUAAUCUCAGCAUAUAGUUAGACUCGCCAUGUGAUAUUCAUUGUAGUACAUAUAAGUUUUUGAUACUCUUUAAAUAGAAACACAUAUCCUUUAAAAUAUAGAUACAUUCACUCA
Myodes glareolus (Bank vole) is the source of this 1289-nucleotide messenger RNA. It is a transcript of the gene Rad51c, whose product is annotated as RAD51 paralog C. Gene Ontology annotation, biological process: meiotic DNA recombinase assembly; DNA repair; reciprocal meiotic recombination. Gene Ontology annotation, cellular component: Rad51C-XRCC3 complex; Rad51B-Rad51C-Rad51D-XRCC2 complex; replication fork. Gene Ontology annotation, molecular function: ATP binding; four-way junction DNA binding; crossover junction DNA endonuclease activity. The record is from RefSeq and is a predicted model, not a curated record. NCBI's taxonomy places the organism in Eukaryota, Metazoa, Chordata, Mammalia, Rodentia, Cricetidae.